UUUUUUUUUUCGCCCUCUGGUUUGUUUGCGCGCUUGGAGAUUGCAGUGAAGCAGAAGGCAAACAAAACGAACCAAAAAGGUGGUUGAGGAAAAGAAACCGAAGAAGAAGAAGAAGAAGAAGAAAAUGGUGAUGGCACGCAUAGUUGGCCGCUGUUGCCUUUUGGCGUUGGUUGCCGCCAUCGUGAUGAGUUGCUGGACGACAUCCACGGCCAGUCCCGUGGCCCGCACCGAUGCCUUCGGAGCUGGACCGGACUUGUGUGUCGUGCAAACGCCUCUAAUGACCCGCCAUUUUCAGGCCUGGCGCCAGGCUGAGGAGGCCGUACUGACCCGAGGCUGUUCGAACCGGUCGGGAAUAGUCACCACUCACGAGGUCCACCUCAUACGACUGACGAAUGCUGGAAACUCGGUUCUGUUGGAGGUGGAUGGGACGGACAAGCCGGCCAAUACGCGCUUAGCUCUCAUCCUCGAUGCUGACACAACUGUGAAAUGGACGGUUCGGCUCGUCGGUAGAAGUGUUGAUUCUAACUCGCAAGAAAGCACAAUAAUUGUGACGGGCAAUUCCGUGCUCGACCUGUCUGAAUUGAAAGCAAGCGUUACCAACCGUCCCAAGGAGGGCCGGAAUGCUCUGCUGCGUUUCAUCGAACGCCGCUUCAAGGCUCUCCACUCGUUCAGUCAAGUGGAUGCCGGUGGUAGUCAACUACGACUUCGCUUGACUCUGGCCGCCGGAUCUGACGCCUCCCUCUGCGACUAUGAGACGACCAAUGCCAGUCCCGUCUUGCAAGCAAGUCGAAUGGAGCCACAAUCGGUGGAAGGCUGUUUCCAUACGGAACAAGCGGGCAGCUAUCCAAAGGAUGUUCACGUGAUAGAUUUGGACAACGGCCAACCCGAGUCUAAGAAUAAGAACAACAGCGUACACAUUCACUUAGCGGCCGGUGGGGCGGAUGAGGAGAUGAGUCAGCCACGCGACGUGGCUCUCGUGCUCAAGUCGGCCCGACCUGUCCGUUGGAUCGUCUCGUCUGCACCCGUCUUGACCGGCUCGCUCCUGAUCCUGGCAGAGCACCAGGUGGACAUUAGCGGUCUUUCCGCUCGGCAACAAUCGGACGUACGCAGCCAGCAGAAUCUGCCGGAAUCUUUCCCACUUUUGAUAUUGUCGGUGACGGCCGAUCUCGGUCCGCCCGUCUCCUACGUCAAACCGGCACCAGCAACCAAUAGCGUCGAGAUCGUCAUCGGCAAAAAGCAGCAGCAGCAACUCCGCCUUCCAUCGUCGAAUGUGGUCAAACAACAAGUCGAGAACCUAAACGGAGCAGCCAGCCACAGUUCGCCAUCUACGGAGAUGGCCCUCCGCAGUUUGGGUCGCAGUGGCGGUGCAGGCUACAGCCAACAGAACACGCCCAACCGAGGUACUGGGACGCAGCGGAGUGUGGCCUGGACACUGCAGCAGUCUGUACGGGUGCAAUGCGGAUCGAACUAUCUGACGGCAUCUUUGCCGAGGCCCAUGGCCGAAGCGUUGGGCGUCGUCGGACUCUUCCUCAACGAUCGCGGCUGUUCGGGGAAACGCAACGCCAGCCACUGGAUGGUCAAAACUCAUGUCACGUCCUGUGGCAGCACGUCGCGCAUCGAUGGCAAAUUGACCACCUACUCCAACGCGGUUCAUAUCCAAUUGCGAGCUGUCCACCCACAACAGAACGAUGACGAAGAUUUUGAAGGCUCUGGAGUGGAUGGAUAUCCGUCGUCUGCUGCCCGUCAGGUGACCAUUCCAAUCCAAUGUCAUUCAGAGCCCAAUUUCCCUGUUGGAUUUGGUGACAAGUUGGAUGACGACAACGUCAUGGAUACCGACGUGGAUUUGCCAGUGGGACAGACGGACCUUUAUCAUAUGGAGAUCCAUCGCAACAAAGAGUGGACUGUUCCGGUUGUCACUGGACCUAUGAAUGAGGCCAGCAAAGCUGAGGUGGUCUUUGAUGAAACUUUGCACGUCCGUACGUGGAUUGACGGAGUCUCUUACAUCCAGAUCGUGACGGAGAAAUGCUGGGUGUCCAACAGUUCCGACAGCGAACAGCCACCUCGCUUGAUUCUCAUUCGUAACACUUGCCCAGCCGAUCUGUCUGUCCAAGUGCGUCAAAUUGAACGAGGUGACACGGACGGAGGUUUCAGUUUCCACGUUUCCAAGGAUUAUGCCGAUUUAGGACAGCUUUACAUUCACUGCAAACUGGGCCUUUGCUCGAACCAACCCAGCAAAGUGCAGGGCAGCUUGAAAAUGUGUAUCGAUCCGUCCCAAUAUUGUAGCGGACGCCAUGUAUUAAAACCUUUUCUAGACGAAUCAGUAUCAACAGCGCAGCAAAUCCUGGUCCGCGGACCUCUUCGUAUGGUCGCCAAAGCCACCUUUGCGCAGCAGAACAAAAUCGGUGCGUCUGGAGACGUCACAACAUCGCCCGGUUCGCUCGUCACGGCUGGCCAGAACAACGGAGUGACUGGCACGCAGCAAGUGAUUCUCGUGGGCGUUUCAACAGAAGUAACAGUAGGCAUCGCUCUGGCCUCGUUUGUCAUCGGAGUCGGAUUGACGGCCAUUCUGUGGUGCAUCCACAUGAGAACAGAUCCGUAUCGGCGAGUUAUGAACCGGAAGACUCGGUCGAGUCGAAGUAACAAUCGUUGCCAGGCGAUCGGAGCCAAGUGUUCACCCAUGAUUCGGCCUCGCUCUGGCGUGGACCAUCAUCGUACGUCGUUGCAACAGGUUGCGAUAGGAACCCAGCAACAACAGCAACAGCUGAUUGCAGCCCAACCGGCCAGUGACUCGAUGGACAAGCAGCCGCAGCAAUUGCAGCAUCAGUUCACGUACGACUAUGACGUUUCGUCGUCGCAGUCCAACAGCAGCGGGAGCCAGUGUAGCCGCGAAGACUCGUCGCCUACGCCCAACUCGCAAACGCCGAUGAACGUGGCGUCUGCUCGUUGACUUGGUGUGGGAGGCAACCGUAAGGCUUGGCGUCGAUGUCGCUAUGCAAACAAUAGUCUCCCUCUUAUCCUGAGAUAAAUCCGUAGCAGGGAUUUUUAAUUUUUAUUCCGCUUAGUGGAUUACUCUCUGCCACAUACAACACACGCACCGUUCUCAGGGCUUUUUCCUCCAUCCUUUAUGACGCCGUAUCCUUUUUUUUUUCUCUUAUCUUUACAUACCUCCGCGGACGAUCCCUCGCUCCCUCACUUUUCAAACAAAUAAUCAUUAAUUAUAUAUUCAAAAAUUAUUAUUUUUUUUUUUCAUGUCGUAUUUUGCGUGCGCGCGUCCGAUCCAUUCUACCUCCGAUUGCACUCCAUCGUCGACUGGUGUACAAAAACAAAACAGAAUUUCACACACACCCACACACCUUAAUCUCCCUUUCUCUCUCUCUCUUUACCUAUACUCUCUGAAGAACUCCUCGCUCACCACCUCAAAACCGUUUAUUAUUUAAUAGUUUCCUUAUUGCUGUAUUACCUUUUUCCAAUAGGGCGUUGAUUUGCGUUUUUUUUGUCAUUCAGUAGUUGUAGUUUUUGUUAUCACAGCUCGUAACUACCUCUCUGUCCCACUAUGGUCCCGCGCAUCAAGACUCGUGACCUUCCAUCAUUCCGGUCGGGAUUUUUUUUUUCUUUAUUACUCGACCGUUUCGGCCUAAAAAAAACAAAAAAACAAAUAAUAAUAAUAAUUAUAAAAAAAAUAAGCCUCGCGCUGGAACACUCGUCUCAGGAAGAACGUGAUCCCGUACACAGUUUACAAAGUGGUUCGGGUUCAAGCUCUAAAUGCCCCCCCCCCCCCUUUUUUCUGGCUGUUCAGUUCAUUGCUGAAUAAUCUUUUCUCAACAUUUAUUAAUUAUUAUUCAAUCGCUCAGUAUAUAACAAACGCGCUGUCGAAGGUGUCUCCGAAAUGAGUUGCUUAUAGCAGAAGAGAAACGAUGAUCUUUGAUUAGUUUUUUUUUGUCUCGUUAUUGUUGAUCUCUUCUCGUUAAGUGGCACAUCGAUCAAAUCUAGAUUUAACCCCGUCUUUUUUCUUAAAUUUCAAAUCAGAUUUACCUACUCAUUUCACAUUUUGCCCACCAAGUUCCUUUUUUUUCUUUGCCCGUCAAUCACUGGUUUCGCUUCUACUAGCCUUCCGGUACCGCAAACAUUUUUUUUUUUUUUGAUCCGUCAUUGAAUGAUUUUUUUUUUUUUUUUUUUUUUGUGCUUUCCUCUUUCAAAGAGAAAAUAGCGCGCAUUUUUCUUGUGGCUUGUAAAGGGAUAAUUGUCGACCGUUUACCUGUUCUUUUGCGUGGAUGCCAUUUUUCAUUGAGACGGGUUUUGAAUCAGUACAAAAAAACAAAAAACAAACAAACAACAGAAAAUAUUUCAAUAGUAAACAGCAAAUUCACUUUGGAAUAAGGAAAUGUCGAUUUCCUUAUUCGUUUCACAUUCUGUUCGUUUGUUUGAUUUUUACAUUUGCAGCUUCUUUCUUUUUUUUGUUUAUUCGUCGUUUGUGCAUGUGAAACGAAUUACGAUUCGAGACGCUCGGGUGUGAAUGAGAAAAUUAUUAUUAUUUUUUUUUUAUUCGAUUGUUCGAUGAGUUUGCUGACGAUGCCAACAUUUGCUCGCGUAAACAGGGUAGGAGAACUCAUAUUGGUGUGUGUGUGUGUGUCUCCGGAUUCUCGUAUGAUAGAAAUCCCCUCGCUGAAUAACUAAAUCAGAGAGAGAGAGAGAGAGAGAGAGAAAGAAAGAGACUAGUUUAUUUUUUUCUUUAAUUCCGACCAGGCUGUAAAUUACAUUUCGCUAUCGCCCUCUCCAAUCAGUAGCUUCUUUCGAUCGAGAGCAAAAAAAAAAAAAAAAAAAAAAAAAAAGGAAAAGAAAACAAACGAAAUCUUUUUGAGAGUCUCUUCAUUUAACAGAUGACGAUCUCGACCGCAGUUUCUUUUCCUCGUCCUCGCAGCAUUUUUUUUUCCCCCUCUUUCCCCCGUGUUCUUUGUCCAACCAUUUUUUCCACCUGGACACGUAAAUAUCCUGACGUUUGUUGUCUCCUUAUCUUCCCGUUGGUGAAAUUUGCCCCGUUUCGACGAACCGUAAAAAAAAAAAAUCAAACAUUGCGCUACGAAUCAAUUUUUGACAUCCAACAAAAAGUACAACCCAAGGAUGCAUAUUUAUAUAUAUAUAUCUAUUUAUAUUUUGGCAAAUUAAAAAAAAAAAAAAAAAAUGGCAGCCUUUUUUUUUUCUUGAAAGGAAAAAAAAAAAAAAAAAAAAAAAAAAAAAAAUGUACUGCCGUCCAGGCCUCUGUCCGGCUCAAUUAGAAACUGUCUCGGGCCUAUUUUAUACACGGGGGAAAAAAAAAUAUAUAUAUAUAUACACAUCCUGCUACUUCUAGAAAGUACCUUUUUUAAAUAAGAAAAAAAUAAUAAUAAAACUGCAUUUGUUUUUCUCUCAAUCUCCCUCAGCUCCGCUUGCCUCUUGAUUCUGAAGUUGCAUCGACACGUCCAUCAAUAGAUUGGACUCUGUCGUGUCACGAAAGAAGAAGAAUCUAUCAUCUUCUCUCGGUUUUUUUCCGUAAACCGUUUGCGUUUUUUCGUUAUCGAGUGAGCUUCGUCUUCUACGUCUCUAUCUUUACGAGGAAUUUAUUUAAUUCUUUAGUUCGUUCUUGCGAUACUUUUCAAAUUGGAGAACAUAAUAUUUCUUUUUUUCUUUAAUUCAAAAUCAUUCAUUUAACGUGAGUCCCGAAGGAAAUAAACGAGGAAAAAAGUUGGUAGAAGAACAUCAAAUGUCUCUUCAGUGACGCUGACUUUCGACGUCAAUGAUGAUGACCCUAGAGACGUUCUUCUUUGCUAUGGCAGACACAACGACGUAUAUCGAGAAGUUUUCUAGACUUUUCAAUCCCGUUUACUUUUUUUUUUUUUUUCGUUAUCUUUCCUUGCCGAGCAUCCCUCCAAUUUUUCACUCGCCUUCUUUUUCAAAUAUUAGAAUUUUUUUCUGAUCUUUCCUCUUGUUUUUUCUUUCUACCUCUUUCAAAUAUCUCCCCAAGUGGAUGCAGCGGACAGGGCCAUUAGCCUGCCCCAGGAGUUUUCGCUUUUCCAUUCUUGUGGGUUGAUCGAAAAAAAAAUAUGGGAAUGAAACUAUGUCUACCUCAAUAUCGUCGCAUUGAUCCUAUUUAUAAAAAAAAAAAAAGAAACAUUCAAUUUCAUCUUUUCCUCUUUUUUUUUGUUAGCCAAAAGUUUUUGUUUUGUUUUUUUUUCCACAGAGAAGAAAUAAGAAUUAAAGUUUAGUGUCUUUUUUUUUUAUGAUUAGAAGAACAAGCUGUUUCUCUCAUCGUAGGGAGUCUCCCUUUUUCCCUCGAAGCUUCCAGUGGUGGGCAAAAGUAGUUCUAUUUUCUUCUUCUUCCAUAUUCAUUCAUCCGAAUCCAUGUUUUUUUCUCUCUUCAUUUAAAUAAGCAGGAAAAACAAAACAAAACAAAAAAAAAAUAAACCUAACCCAUAUGCUUAAGUACCUCGAACAUAUAUAUAUAUUUUUUUCGGUCUAUAUAUUUCCCUCCUCGUUGGGCAUAAAUUAAUAAGAACGCGUAGUACAAUAAGAUUUUGUGUUUUCUCUCCGUUUCAGUUUGGGUUUUUUUUUUUCGUCUGCGUAAAAAAGAAAUUAUUAUUACCUCGUAAAAAAGAAGUAUCGUCCUAUAUUCGGAAUAGAAAUAGAUUCGAUUAGUUUAGAUGAUUUUUUUUUUUUUUUUUUUAAGAAAACGUUGAUUAUACUACAAUAACCUCGUCUAUGGAAAAAUGAAAUCUGUUUUCGAAUUAUUUAUUCUUGAACCUGCCACUAUCUCCCGAGCGCAAUUUGUGCAUUUAUCGUUCCCAUUAUUUUGAAUAAGAAAACAAAAACGAAAGAGAACCUGCAAUAGGUUUUCCUCUUUUUACAUCUAAUUGUUAAUGUAAUGCAGGUUGUCAUACACCUUACAGAAACAUCUACCUACCCUCAUCCUAUUUUGCUACUAAUUGAUUGCAACGCAUCACAUACGGGUUCUUUUUUUUUACAAUAUAGUAACAGCAAUCAAGACAUGUAAUGUUGUAAAUCGUCAACGCGAAUGGCAUUUGUUGAACGAGUAUUUUUUUUCUCGGCGUAUUAUCGUCUCGUGCUUUUUGUUUUCUCGAUUCAAAUAACCGCAAUUUGAAUCAACGUAUUAACUCCCAUCUGUCUCUCGAUUCAGUUCCGUCAAAAAAAAUUUCCCACAAAUAGUUUGAAUCCGCUUUUUUUUCCUAGAGCUAUAUAUACCUCCACUCAUUUCCAUAUUCAAUUCGAAAAAUAAAUUUCAAAAAAUCAAAGAGCACCACCUCUGCCAUAAGAAUUGAUCAGACCUCUAUCCUUCCAUCGAGCGCGCGCGCAUCCCAUCACUAAAGCAUUACCCCCCGUGUUGUGCAGUGUUUUUUUGUCCCUCUAAUAAAUGGUCUGUGUGUAUUUCUUUCCUUGUGUUGUCCUCGAUUUGUAUCCUCCUUACAUUAAUUUUUCAUCUUCCGAGAAACCUAUCCGGAUACAGAAAAAACAGUAUGCUCCAACUUUGUUUCAUGUUGUAUGUCUUUUUUUUUCACUUUCUCCGCAACCUGUUUAAAAUUUUGAAAAAAAAACAUUAUUUUUUGCUUAGAUAUCGUAGAGGCCCUGUCUGCAAAUCGCAAUCUGUACGUGUAUAACCCAAAAAUCAACCUCUUAUUAAAA
This is a messenger RNA of Daphnia carinata, 7671 nucleotides long. RefSeq names its product transforming growth factor beta receptor type 3-like. The record is from RefSeq and is a predicted model, not a curated record. Bases 125 to 2947 code for a protein of 940 amino acids. NCBI's taxonomy places the organism in Eukaryota, Metazoa, Arthropoda, Branchiopoda, Diplostraca, Daphniidae. The transcript has 14 exons.